Molecule: messenger RNA, 3372 nt
Organism: Polypterus senegalus (gray bichir)
Lineage: Eukaryota; Metazoa; Chordata; Cladistia; Polypteriformes; Polypteridae
Gene: pla2g10
Product: phospholipase A2 group X
Exons: 4
Coding region: 138-623 (161 amino acids)
Biological process (GO): phospholipid metabolic process; lipid catabolic process; arachidonate secretion
Molecular function (GO): calcium ion binding; phospholipid binding
Source: RefSeq, a predicted model, not a curated record
CAUUCCUCUCCACCCUUAAGAGCGUAGCGCUCUCCUCCAUUCGCCCACCUCUGCUUUAAAGCAAUCAAGGCUGAGCCGAAGUCGGAUUAUGUGACUUGUCGAGCUGCCCCGCUCACGAUCAUCUGGAAGGGGAAGUCAUGCUACCUAUGACACAGGCGACCAUGACCCGACUCGUUUUCUGCCUGCUACUCUUUUGGGUGGACCAGGUCAACUUACAAGAGUCUUCCCAUAGCAUUAAGAAGCGAGGCCUUCUGGAGCUGGCAGGUGUAAUCAAGUGCAGCACUGGACGCACUGCCAUCGCCUACCUGAUGUACGGCUGCUACUGCGGACUGGGAGGACAGGGCUGGCCGAGAGACAAAGCUGACUGGUGUUGUCAUAAACAUGACUGCUGCUAUGAACGUGCGGAGUUUGCAGGAUGCCAACCCAAGACCGAGAAGUAUCGCUGGACUUGUGAAGAGAGAGUUGCAGACUGUGAAUCUCUGAAGGACAAAUGUGAGAAAAUACUUUGCAGAUGUGACCGUGAAGCCGCAAAAUGCCUGCGGAAAGCUCCAUAUAUCUCUAAAUAUGCUGUAUGGCCCGACUUUCUUUGUGGAUUUGAGCAUCCCAUGUGUAAUAUUUAUUAACUCCGGUGUUGUGUACACAGAAUUUAGAUGACCUGCUGUUUACUCUAUUCCGAUUUGUUUUUGUACUAUAAUGCAUUACAAAACUGAGUAAAACUAACUUUUAAAGAAGUACUCCUCAUGUGUGGACAUCUUCUUAAAACUGUAAGAAUUACUCCUAAACAUGUUUAAUAUUUAAAAUGAGGAACACAGUGACUGGAACUGAAAGCACACAAUUUGUGUGGCAUUAUGUAAGCUUGGGAAAGUGAUUUGAUAUGACCGUAAUAAAAAUACAAUGAAGUAGGAGGAGGAGAUAAAAUAGUUUGGGGAGCCGAUGUGUUUGGGACCCUCUAAUUCACCCUGUGGAUUACCAGAGAACCUGAAAAUUAAAAUUUUGGGAAGUCCUUGAAGAAAAGAAAAACAAAAAGAAAAGAAAAACACCCCAUACUUUAGUGCUAUAAAUCAGUGUUUCUCAACUGCUGGGUCUGGGUUGCAGGUUCCUGUUCAUAAUGGUAGUGGGUCAUAAUUCUGACAAUCGCACUCGAUUCCCUUUAAUUGGAAAGAGUGGGUCACGACGCCAAAAAAGGUUGAAAAACACUGCUGUAAAUCAAUCAUUAACUAUGACUGUGUUUGCAAGAAAACACAGCAUUUAAAUCUGGGGAUUUCUAGAAAGACAGGGGAAGCCUUGAAUAGGAAACUAACAAACUGGAUCAAACACAAAUACCUGGUUGAGGCACCACCUUGGUGAAGAUGAAGGGUGUGAUGGCGAUUAACAAUACUGGGAUACUCCUCUUGUUCACAUUAGGAACAAACUAUAUGCUGUUCCCAGUUUGUAUUCGUUGUUUCCCUUGGCCUAUAAAAACUUCACUCUGAAGUUUUAUUGUGUUGCCAUUUACUUUUGCACAAUACUCAAGUCCAUACUUUGGAUGAACCAGUGGCUUUGCACCCAAGAAGACUUCUGCAGAUGUAAUGAUAAGAUGUAACUGAUCUGCUUAAGUAUUGUGUUGGUUAGGAUGCAUCUCAGAGCUCCACACCUCAGACACAAUUGCACAGACAGCAGUCCCAGGUUCAAAAGACCUUUUAUUCACAAUACCUCUACAGUUUCUCUUCCACAAUAAACAAUUCUUUCUCUUUGUCCUUCCAUGUCUACCUCUUCCCAUCUUCAGCUCUCACAUUGAGGUGAGGUAGCUUUUUUUAUGCUAGACCUGGAAAGUACUUACAGGGCCACAGUGUUGCAACCAGGAAGCCAAACCUCCAUAAAACUGGGAGGUCCUCUGUCGGCAGCACCGAGGUAUCCCAACAGAUGUCCAAACUGGAGCCAUGCCAGAGAAGCACUACCACCUAUCAAAUUGGGACAUUAAUCUUUGUCGGUAGUCCAUUCCAUUACAUCUUCUCCCCAACUGACAAAACAGAAAGCAACCUGGCCAGGAUGUGCAUCUAUCCCAGCCAUCUCUCCAUAAUGACCUCCUUGGAUGGGUUAGGAACUACUCUCCAUCUGACUCAGGAUGCCAGUCAAUCCAAUAAUCUACCAGACUAUAUAGAAAGUGACAGCAUUCUUCAUACUUGAUUUACAGUAUACUAGCCACAUAACCUGUUGAUAGUUUUUAAAUGUAUUCUAUUACCUAUUUAAUAAAUUUUGCCCUAUGCAUACCUACAAUAUCUUUUCUACGUGUCCUUGUGUGUCGCAGCCUCUCUUGACUGGCGCUCCCUCUCUCAAGCCCGUUACCAUAAAGCCUCCUACUUAGACUCUUAACACUGCGAGGUGUCUUGCUUGCCUCAUGUCCGCUUUUAUACUUUAAGUCUUUGAAUGAAACUCCAAGGCUUCUACUCCUUUACUACCUGUCCUCAUUUGUGGUUUUCAAAAUGGCUUGAUUAAUAAAAUCUACCAAUGCCAUCUUGUCACAACUUAUUAAGUUUACUUUAAAAUGUUAAUUUACUUCACUUAAUGAUCACUCCCAUUUACACUUUUAAAAUCAUUAUACUCCUCAUUAAUGUGACGAAUGGCCAUGAUUGGUGGGGAACAAUAACUGAAAAAAACACAGUAGAUGGGAUGGAUGACACUUUCAGGCUUAAUGAGUGUUUCAAUUAAAAGUUUGUAAGUUUACCUUUAUUUUGGUGCCAUGAAAAGAAAACACAACCUGACAAGUCCUGUAAGCAUCUGCCUGCAUCUUAUGAAAAAAACCAAAAGAAACAACUACUCAACAACUGUGCUGGGAUGGAAAAAUACUUGUGGAUAAGAGAAAUAGAACAAUACAUGGUUAUUAAUAAUGGAAGAGCUACGAAAUUGCAACACGCAGCUAUUAAAGGAAAAGUCAGAUUGUGGCAGUGCUAGCCCUCUGGAAGAAUUCAUUUUCAGAUCCAUCUUACAUAUUUUAUGUAAGUGGUGUACAGCUGUGCAAAAUACUGCUAUGCAGUAUACAAGAAGUGAUAAAUCUGACAUCUGGUGCAUAUUGGGGCUAGUCAAGCAUUUUAAUUCUUAUGUUUCCUGUGGCUGGAUAUAUACAGCAUUUAACUGCAAAUAAUACUAAUAUCUAAGUACAUACAUUGAAAAAUUAUAUUUCAGUUCUUUUUGUAGGUUUCCUGCCAUUUUAAAAAUAUAUCUUUAAAAAAAAAAUAAAUGUGAUCAACAAUGUUGCCAUAGCUUAUGCAAUUCCCUAUUUUCUAUGUUUUAAUUACAUUCAAAAUACUAAGAAAAACGUAACCUCGCCCUAACAUACAAAUUCAAGCUUCAUUGUCAAUAGCAUUGUCAAUAGCGUGAUCUCAAUUCAAUAUU